Molecule: messenger RNA, 2290 nt
Organism: Peromyscus leucopus (white-footed mouse)
Lineage: Eukaryota; Metazoa; Chordata; Mammalia; Rodentia; Cricetidae
Gene: Wnt1
Product: Wnt family member 1
Exons: 4
Coding region: 312-1424 (370 amino acids)
Biological process (GO): neuron differentiation; cell fate commitment; canonical Wnt signaling pathway
Cellular component (GO): extracellular region
Molecular function (GO): frizzled binding; cytokine activity
Source: RefSeq, a predicted model, not a curated record
GCCCCGCUCGCUCCUCAUUGUCUGUGGCCCUGACCGGUGCGCCCUGGUGCCAUAGUGCGGCCCGGAGGGGCAGCCUCUUCUCGUCAUUGCAGUCAGAGCCGCAACUAUAAGAGGCGGUGCCUCCCGCAGUGGCCGCUUCAGCCCAACAGCCAGGGCAGCAAACCAUGCUGCCUGCGGCCCGCCUCCAGAGUUACUAGAGCCAGCCUGCGGACUCUCACAACUGCCCUCAGCGCCGCGUCCAGUCCCACCGUCGCGGGCAGCCACCAAAGCCGCCAGAACUGCAGCCCAGAACCGGCAAGGCCAGGCAGGCCAUGGGGCUCUGGGCGCUGCUGCCCAGCUGGGUUUCUGCUACGUUGCUCCUGGCACUGACCGCCCUGCCCGCAGCCCUGGCCGCCAACAGCAGUGGCCGAUGGUGGGGCAUCGUGAACAUAGCCUCCUCCACCAACCUGCUGACGGAUUCCAAGAGUCUGCAGCUGGUGCUAGAGCCCAGCCUGCAGCUACUGAGCCGCAAGCAGCGGCGACUGAUCCGCCAGAACCCGGGGAUCCUGCACAGCGUGAGUGGAGGGCUGCAGAGCGCAGUGCGGGAGUGCAAGUGGCAAUUCCGGAACCGCCGCUGGAACUGCCCUACGGCUCCCGGGCCCCACCUCUUCGGCAAGAUCGUCAACCGAGGCUGCCGGGAAACAGCAUUUAUCUUCGCAAUCACCUCCGCCGGGGUCACACAUUCGGUGGCGCGCUCCUGCUCCGAGGGUUCCAUUGAGUCUUGCACCUGUGACUACCGGCGGCGCGGCCCUGGGGGCCCCGACUGGCACUGGGGGGGCUGCAGCGACAACAUCGAUUUCGGCCGCCUCUUCGGUCGCGAAUUCGUGGACUCUGGGGAGAAGGGGCGGGACCUGCGCUUCCUCAUGAACCUUCACAACAACGAGGCAGGGCGCACGACCGUGUUCUCCGAGAUGCGCCAGGAGUGCAAAUGCCACGGGAUGUCCGGUUCGUGCACGGUGCGCACGUGUUGGAUGCGACUGCCCACGCUGCGCGCCGUGGGCGACGUGCUGCGCGACCGCUUCGACGGCGCCUCCCGCGUCCUCUACGGCAACCGGGGCAACAACCGCGCUUCGCGGGCGGAGCUGCUGCGCCUGGAGCCCGAAGACCCGGCCCACAAGCCGCCCUCCCCCCACGACCUCGUCUACUUCGAGAAGUCGCCCAACUUCUGCACCUACAGCGGACGCCUGGGCACAGCGGGCACAGCCGGGCGUGCUUGCAACAGCUCGUCUCCCGCUCUGGACGGCUGCGAGCUGCUGUGCUGCGGCCGGGGCCACCGCACGCGCACGCAGCGCGUCACGGAGCGUUGCAACUGCACCUUCCACUGGUGCUGCCACGUCAGCUGCCGCAACUGCACGCACACGCGCGUGCUGCACGAGUGUCUGUGAGGCGCUGCGCCUCCGGGAACGCUUCCCCUGACCAACUCUCUGGCGCUCGAGACCCACCCUAUUCGCCCACCCUGGCACCUCCAGUCACGUUCCCGAGGUUCACAGCGACCCAUCUCUCCCACCUCCUACCUGGGGGCUCCUUAAACCACUUGCCUGAGGCAGUAUGAACCCUUUUGCCAUCCUGAGGGCCCUGCCUCAACCUACCUCCCUCCCUCUUGGUGGGAGACCCCUUGUUGCACGGGCCCCCUACUUGGCCAGGGGGCGAGAGGAGGGCUCCUCUUCUCCUGGGGGAGGGGGGUCCGCUAUGAGCUGUUGCAGUCCCAGCUGGAUUGUGCCAGUGACCUCCCUAUCUCGUUCCUCCUUUUCUUCCGCUCUCCCAGCGUCCCUGCAGGCCCCUUCCAUCCAUUGUCUAGCCAACACACCUGGACGGCGGGGUCUUUCCCCUUCCCUCCUGUAGCUGAAGUCAGAGGAUCCAGGGUGAAAGGGCGGCUGUGAUGACGUGGGAAAUAAGGCCGGAAAACCCAGCAGAAAACCCUCCAUUCCCCUAGUCUCUGUGCGGAGCCACUGAACAGCUGUGAAGCAUGCCUCCUUCAGCCUCCUCCCACUGCUUCCUGCCCUGCCUCCUCAUCAGUGUGUAAAUAAUUUGCACUGAAACGUGGAUACAAAGCCACGAGUUUGGUUAUGUAAAUAAAACUAUUUAUUGUGCCGGGUUCCAGCCUGGCUGGCAGAGACCACCUUCACCCUGACUCCUCUGUUCUGCCUUUAACCUUGUUGUUAUCCAACUUUUUUUUUUCUUUUACUCAGUUUCUCAAAGAUGCUCUUGCCCCACCGGAUCAGUAUUUCCUUCCACUGUAGCUAUUAGUGGC